UCUCCCCCUUCUUCCUGCUUCUUUUAAGAGAUGAAUCGCUGGCGGCCGAUCAAAGCCGGAGCCCUGUACGGCUGCAGCCGGCACAAAGGGGCGUCAGGGCUGGAACAUCGCCCAAGUCACCCGCUACUGCCACGCAGAUGGGCAACAUCGCUUCAGGGGUCAGCGUCGGAGUGGUGGAACACUCAUUUCCUGUGCCAUUCUCUGUUUUCACUCUCUUUCUUUCACUCUAUGAUCAGCCACAACAUUAAAACCACCUGCCUAAUCUUGCACAGGUCCACAAUUGGCCCUCUUGUGGAGGCCGGGUUAACGGCUGUAAAGAAGCGCCAUGUUCUCUCGGUGUCUCGCCAAACAUCCUCUGGUUUAUUUUUUCUAGGCUAACUGUGAGGAGUCAUCAGAUCAAUCUCUCUAGAAGGAUCCCUCAUGACCCGAGAUUUGUCAUCCAGCACCACAGACCUUUAUUUACCCUUCACACAGGAGAAUGGAUGAAGGAGAUGACAGCAGACCAAAAAGAAAUGGCUAACUGUGAGGAGUCAUCAGAUCAAUCUCUCUAGAAGGAUCCCUCAUGGACCAAGAUUUGUCAUCCAGCACCACAGACCUUUAUUUACCCUUCACACAGGAGAAUAGAUGAAGGAGAUGAGAGGAUGAGGAAGCAGACCAAAGGUAUGCAAAUAUGGUGCACUGUGCUCAGGACCUACCAGAAGUCGGACAGCGGGUCGUCAGGUGCUGGUGGGAAUGAGAGGCUCGUGCUGGCGACGUCCGUAGAAACACCCAAGCAGGGCGAGCAUGAGCCGCGCGCUGGCGGAGCCCGUGGGCGCGAGCUUCCGCGAGGACGCGCCGCGCCCUCCGGUGCCCGGCGAAGAAGGUGAGGGCCCCCGCCGCGUCCCCGCCGACCUGCCGCCUCCGGUGGCGGUUCCCGUGCCGGUGCCGGGCUGCGGCGCAAGCCGUAGGAACGAGGACGGUCUGGGGGAGCCUGAGGGCAGCGCUUCGCCGGACUCCCCCCUGGCCCGCUGGACCAAGUCCCUGCACCUGCUGCUGGGGGACCAGGACGGCGCGCACCUCUUCAGGACGUUCCUGGAGCGCGAGAAGGGCGAGGACGCGCUGGACUUCUGGUUCGCCUGCAACGGCUUCCGGCAGAUGGACCUGAAGGACGCCAAGACGCAGCGCGUGGCGCGGGCCAUCUACAAGAGGUACGUGGAGGCGAGCGGCGUGGUGGCCGAGCAGAUGAAGCCGGCCACCAGGAGCUACAUACGGGACAGCAUCAAGAAGCAGCGCGUGGACUCGGCCAUGUUCGACCAGGCGCAGACGGAGAUCCAGGCUGCCAUGGAGGAGAAAGCCUACCAGAUGUUCCUCACCUCGGACAUCUACCUGGACUACGUGCACUCGGGCUGCGAGAACGCCGCCUACGCCCACCAGAGCAGCCUGGCGGGGCUCAAGGUGAUGUGCGGCUACCUGCCGCCGCUCAUUGAGGACAAAGAGUGGACCUGUGGAGACCUGAAGGCCAAGGCUCUGGCCACCGUGGUGGGGCUUUCGGCCAAGAGCUUGAGAGCCACCAUGACCCUGAGGACUGCAGAGGGUCUGGAGCAUGGAUGCAGGGCUCCGAGACGGGGAGAUCCGGCCAGUCCUUACUUCAUGAACUCGGGUCAUGUAUUUGCUCCAGCUAGCAGCGCUAACGACAGCGAGGUGUCCAGCGAUGCCACCACGGAUGACUCCAUGUCCAUGACGGACAGCAGUGUGGAUGGGAUUCCUCCAUACAAGCUGGGCAUGAAGAAGCAGCUACAGCGGGAGAUGCACCGGAGCGUCAAGAUCAACGGACAAGUUUCGCUCCCCCACUUUCCCAGAACACACCGGCUGCCGAGGGAGAUGGCUCCGGUAGAGCCGUCUGCGUUCGCUGCGGAGCUGAUCGCCCGGCUGGAGAAGCUGAAGCGCGAGCAGGACACGCUCAGCUGUCUGGAGGAGAGGCUGCAGCAGAUACAGGAGGAAGAAGAGCGAGACGAAGGUGAGGUGGCAGCUCCCCAGCCUCCUGCCUCCCUCAGCCUCCUCCCAUCCGGAUUCUGCGAGGAAGAUCCUCAGGCGAUCCUGGACGACCAUCUCUCCAGAGUUCUAAAGACCCCCGGUUGUCAGUCCCCUGGCGUCCCUGUCUAUUCUCCACGCUCUCGCUCCCCCGACCACAGCCAUCACCACCACCAGCACCAUCACCAGGGCUCUAGCUCCAGCCCCUUAUCCGACGGACCCUACUCCAUCCUGGGCAAGGUGUCUCCGGCAGGCCCCCAGCCCUCCAGCAAGCACAUCCACCAUCACUACAUCCACCACCAUCACGGAGCCCCGCCCAAGAGCAAGGAGCAGAUUGAGGCGGAGGCAGCCCAUCGAGUUGCCCAGUGUCUGGGGUCGGCAGGGGGCUCCGAUUACUCCUUCCAGCGAUGCCACAGUCCAGCUGAGCUUCCAGCAGGGAGAACUGGCAUGCUGUCCAAACGUCCCAGUAAGGCCAGCGAUGGGAUGAGUAUCUGCCAGUCCAGCGGAGAGGGCAGCAGCUCUCCUCAACUGCCUUUAGAUGGUACGGAUAGAUCUCAAAACGUCUGGCAGUGGAUCUUAGGAAGUGAAAGGCAGGGCAGGCAUAAACCACACAGUUCCCAAGGACUGAAGAAGACCCACCCCACAGAACCCAUGUCCUCCUCAAAGACACCCUUAUGGGGCGGCGGAGGAGUAGGCGGUCACGCCCAAAGGCACCAUCCAGGUCAUCCUUUCGUCCAGGACCCCACCAUGCCUCCUCUACCCCCACCCAACACACUGACCCAACUUGAAGAAGCCUGCCGGAGGCUGGAGGAAGCCUCCAAACCCACUAAACAAAGGCACUCGGCGUCCAGUCUGCAGAGAGAACGAGUGCAUCCGUCUCUUUUCCCCAACGCUGGAUCCAAUCUCAUCAGCCCUGCCCUGCAGAUGGACGAGUGGAAAGAACAGCGAAGGCCCAGCACCGGUCACUCCAGCGCCCCCUCUGGCUCGGAGCUGGUGGUCACCUAUUUCUUCUGCGGAGAGGAGAUUCCGUACCGCAGGCUAAUGAAGACCCACAGCCUCACUCUCGGCCAUUUUAAAGAGCAGCUCCGAAAGAAAGGCAACUACAGGUACUACUUUAAGAAGGCCAGUGAUGAGUUUGAGUGUGGUGCGGUGUUUGAGGAGAUCUGGGAGGAUGGAACUGUGCUCCCCAUGUACGAGGGGAAGAUUCUGGGGAAGGUGGAGCGAAUGGACUAAGGAGACCUUCAGCCAGCUUCUCCUCCAUCAGCCAACAAACCACUGCAGACAUGGACAGACUAUUCCUACGGACUAUUCCACUAAUGACCACCGUUUACUCGGCCCCACCCACUACAGACAUCACUACUUCACGUGCGAGGCUGGAGCGUCUGUGCAUUCCUUGGCAUAGAGACUUAUUAGUUUUUUUCUUUGGCACAACGUUGGAAUCUCCUUUUUGUUUCGUUUUGUUUCGUUUUGUUUGUUUGAUUAUUUUUUAAGCUAUCUAGAGUUAAUAUAUUUGUGGAGGACUGCCCAGGUUGUGAUGAAGCUAUUGAGCUAUUGAAGGAACACUAAGAACCAACCAAUGAAGAAACAUUUUAUUCAUGUGUUAAAAGAAAAACCAAUCAGCCUUAGAAACCCGAGAAUCACAGCCUUCUGGGUAAUGUAGUGUUUAUUUUUAUUAUUAUUUUUUUUUUGGUUGUUCGUUUAAGAGCGGUUGCUCAUGGAAAAUCCUCACCAGAAGAACCACUGAAGAAGAGCUGGAGAUGAAGAUAAGAAGAUAAAGAACUGAAGAAGACCUGAGAUGACAGUUAGUUUGUUAGUUAGUUCAGUGGCUAGACUGAUCUGGAUCAAGCUUGUGUCAAUGCUGAGAUGUCUAUACGUGUGUGUAUAUACAUACAGUCCUAUGUGUAUAUAUACAUGUAUAAUUUUAAAAGAUGAUCUAAAUAAUUUUAAAUGUUUUUUUUUAUUAUUAUCUAUUUAUUGAAACUGUACUAUCCCACCUUCUCCCGACCCCCACGUCCACGGAACGGACACGCUGCUUUCGAAACAUUGGUUCAGUUCCUUUUAUUACCAAUGCAACACCCACAUAUAUAUAUAAACCCCUGUGAUCGGAGUCUCGUCGGAGUGUAGGCAGCGAUGGCGUCGUAGCAGAAGAGCUCCUCGGAUGUUUAGAAUGUUCUGCUGCAGUAGCGUCGUCAGUGAAAGCUUCCUGUGCGGUAUCUACUUCUUCUCCUUUUAGGAGAUCUUCUCACAUUACAUCCUCCUCACUGUUACAAGGACUUUUUUCUGGGUUGUUUUUUUUUUUAAGUUUGAAAGUGCGCUUUAUGGACUCUUUAACGAAACGGUUUCCUUAAGGUUCCUCAAAGCACCUUAAAAAAGGGUUCUUCCUCAGUUUCAAAUUGAAGAACCCCUAAAAUCUUACUUGUAACAGUGAGUAGAUGCUAUUUAGUGGUUCCGUCCCAUUUCCAGCACAUUCUCAGCUGCUCUAUUAAACCUAGGUCUCUCUUUCCACUACAGCAGUUCUUCUACAUUUAUAUUUACAGACAUAUAUAUUUACAUUCACGUCCAGUUGUAUCAUAGUGUUUGUUGACCAGACAUUGCAUCAACACAAGUAAGAAAAGACGUAUAUUAAUACUGCAUUACUACAUUACUGUGAACCAAAGCAUUUCAUUUUCCAUGUACUUUAACUAAUAGAGGUAGGCUGAUAAUUGAACUGAUAAUCAUGAAUAAAAUAAUAAACUGAGCAAAAGAAUAUUAGAAUAAAUAAAAAUAAUGAUGUUAUGACCAUAUAAAGAAAAAAUAAUGAUACAGCCAUGAUCAGUCAGCAGAUACUCCUUUUGUUAUUUAUUUGUUAAUCUAUUUUCCAAAGCAAUUUUAGGCCUGUGGAAAAAUAUUGAAAAGGUCAUCUUAAAUAUAUUGUUCUCAAUAUAUCUUAUAGAAAUUUAGUGAGAUAACUCAGCUUGUGUCUAUUUAUUCCCUAGAAUGUUUUAAGAUGUUUUUUUUGUUUUUUUAAUAACCUCUCUUGUUGUAUUUGGUUUAGUUUAGAUUGCUUCCAAAAAUAAGUAAAUUUUUUAUGCAAUUAAAUUAUAUUAUUACUAUUAAAUAAAUAAUAUUAAAUAAGUAAUAUAAAAACAUUAUACAUGGAUAAAAUGCCAUGAAAUAUUCAGAAUACGAGAAAUAAAUAUUCAAAAGCAUCAAAACUAACACUGAUUCCCUUGCUGCUCUGAGGGCAGCACUAAAAUACAUGCAGUGAUGCCCUCAGAUCAGCCCACAGACAUUAACCCUAAAUGCUUUGCUUCUCCGUAAUGUAAGUUCAGCUCAAGCUAUCUGAUAUAAACCGUACUCUUCAGUAUCAGUAUCUAACAGUAUCACAUAUUUAUAGAAUACAAGUGCUCUCCAUUAUUAACAGCUAUACUUAGUUAUACUGAGUUAUCCAACAACCAAUCCACACAGAUACCACCAGAUCCAUAAACCAUCCAUCAUAUCCUACCUAAAAGGCCUAUAUGUUGGAAUGAUCCAUUGUGAACCAGUGCAGCACCUGUGCCUACAUGGACCGUACCAUGUGCUACCCUGUUUCAGGGUUUAUUAUUCCCUCGGUUUUCAGAAGGGCUUUAUGUUUAAAAAUUAAAACACUUUUUAAGCUUUUAAGAAAUAUCAUUUACUUUGUUUUGUUUUGUUUUUGUUUUUGCUUUACUUUGUUUACUUCAUUUUAUUUUAUCAAAUCUGUAAAUUAUACACUAUACAGAGAGUUUUCAGUUAAAUAUUUUACUUUGAUCUAUAAUUAUUAAAAGAUGUAGCCUUUAUUAUUAAAGUUU
Astyanax mexicanus (Mexican tetra) is the source of this 5819-nucleotide messenger RNA. RefSeq names its product axin-2. The record is from RefSeq and is a predicted model, not a curated record. NCBI's taxonomy places the organism in Eukaryota, Metazoa, Chordata, Actinopteri, Characiformes, Acestrorhamphidae. Gene Ontology annotation, biological process: negative regulation of canonical Wnt signaling pathway. The transcript has 15 exons. Bases 784 to 3243 code for a protein of 819 amino acids.